Molecule: messenger RNA, 846 nt
Organism: Leptomonas pyrrhocoris
Lineage: Eukaryota; Euglenozoa; Kinetoplastea; Trypanosomatida; Trypanosomatidae
Product: putative mitochondrial 2-hydroxy-3-oxopropionate reductase
Exons: 1
Coding region: 1-846 (281 amino acids)
Molecular function (GO): NADP binding; NAD binding; oxidoreductase activity
Source: RefSeq, a predicted model, not a curated record
AUGCGCGUCGGGUACAUCGGUUUGGGCCUCAUGGGUAAAUCCAUGGCCACCAACAUUCUCAAAGCCGGCUUCACAGUAAACGUGUGGAAUCGCACGGCAUCGAAGUGCGACGUUCUCGUCUCCGCCGGCGCAAAGCUGUUUACGACGCCGGCGGAGCUCGCGGCCAACUCGGAUGUCGUCUUCACGAACCUCUCCGACUCCCCGGAUGUUUACAACAUCGUGUUCGGCCCGGACGGCGUCGCCGCGGGUCUUCGGCCGGGUGCGAUCUUUGUGGACAACAGUACCAUCAAGCCCUCCACGGCGCAGGAGAUUGCACGGCGGCUGUGGGAGGAGAAGCAGGUGCGUGCCCUCGACGCCCCCGUCUCGGGUGGGGACAUCGGGGCUCGCAACGGCACGCUGAGCAUUAUGGUGGGCGGGGACGCCGCGGCGCUGGCGACGGUGAUGCCGGUGCUGCUCGCGAUGGGGAAGACGGUGACCCACAUCGGCGACUGCGGGGCGGGCCAGGUGUGCAAGGCGGCAAAUCAGAUUAUGGUGGCGGCGCAGAUGGUCGCCAUGGGCGAACUUCUCGUCUUCUCGGAGAAGUGUGGGGUGGCAGGAUCGAAGGUGGUGGAGGCGAUCAAGGGAGGCGCGGCGCAGUGCUGGACGCUGGAUGUGAAGCCGGAUCGGCUCUUCGCUGGCAACCGCGAACCGGGCUUUAAGGCAGCCCUGCAGAGCAAGGACAUGGGCAUCGUGAUGGAUUCGGCCAAGGAGUUUGGUGUGCCGAUGCCGAGCACCGCCGUCAAUGCGCAGCUGUUUCAGUCCAUGGUGCAGAACGGCGACGGGGAGUGGACAACUCGGCCGUGUUGA